AUGUUCGCCGUACCAGGCUGGUCCGUCUCAGCCGACAGUCUCAAGGCCGAGACAGCAGCAGCAAAGCCCACACCAAGCCAGAGCGAGCCGUCAGAGCCAGACAGCUCCAACAAGAAGCGCAAGAGGCCGAGCAAAAACGUCACCGCCUCCAAUGUCGCCGACCUCUGGGAGCAGGUCAUAGAAGGGAAGCCGGCCAAGAAGAAGGCCAAGCCCGACGAGCCUGCCGUCGUCGUCGAUGAGACGCGGCCCGUCAGCAAGCGGGGCGUUGCCGCAGAUGGCACCCCGAGGCUGACGCUGAAAGACAAGAAGAGGCUGAAGAAGCAGCGAGAUAAGGAGGCGUCCGGGGAUGUAGAUGAGCAGGACACGUCUGAGGCGCCUGCCGGUGAGGGCAAGAAGGACAAGAAACCGAAGAAGAAAGCAAAGGACCAUCAGAUCGACGAGCCCGUCAAGAAGGAAGAAAAAUCCAGAUCAGCAGCAACCACCAAGCUUACCGCCCCUCCCGCACCCAAACUGACGCCCAUGCAAGCCGCGAUGCGCGAGAAGCUAGUCUCGGCGCGCUUCCGGCACCUGAACGAGACGCUCUACACGAAGCCGUCGGGCGAGGCCUUCGAGCUCUUUGCCGACACGCCCGAGAUGUUCACGGAGUACCACGAGGGCUUCCGGCGGCAGGUCGACGUGUGGCCCGAGAACCCGGUCGACGGGUACAUCGCCGACAUCCGUACGCGCGGGCGCGUCAAAGCACCUCAUCACGGCGGGAAAUCGUCCAAGAGCGGAGGCCUCUCAGCACCGGGCAACACCGUGCAGCCCCUCCCGCGCACAAGCGGCACCUGCACGAUAGCCGACCUAGGCUGCGGCGACGGCAAGCUUGGCACGACCCUACACGCCGGCGGAGAGGCCAAGAAGCUCAACGUCAAGGUCCUCAGCUACGACCUGCAGAGCCCAGGCCCGCACGUGACGCGCGCCGACAUCGCGGCCCUGCCCCUCGCCGACGGCAGCGUCAACGUCGCCGUCUUCUGCCUCGCGCUCAUGGGCACCAACUGGCUCGACUUUGUGGACGAGGCCUACCGCGUCUUGCACUGGAAGGGCGAGCUGUGGGUAGCCGAGAUCAAGAGCCGGUUCGCUCCUUCAAAGGGCAAGGGCAAGGGGGGCAAAGGUCAUGGUCAGAGUGCCAAGGGCGCCAACGCGCCCGUCGAGCACAGCGUCGGCAACCGCAGGAAGAACCCAAAGAAGGGAGGCAAGGAGGGCGAGGGAGACGACGAGAACGAGGCCCAGCUCGCAGCCGUCGAGAUCGACGGCGCCGAGGACCGCCGCCAGGAGACCGACGUGUCGGCCUUCGUCGAGGCGCUGCGGAAGCGCGGUUUCGUGCUGCAAGGGCACGGCGAGCGGCAGACCGAGGCGGCCGCCAUAGAUCUGAGCAACAAAAUGUUCGUCAAGAUGCACUUCGUCAAGGGGGCGACGCCGACGGUCGGCAAGGGGGCCGUCGCGCUGAAGGAGUCGGGCCGCGGAGAGGCAGCUGGUGGCAGAGGGGGAGGAGGCGCGAUGAAUAAGAACAGGAAGGGCGCGGUCAAGUUCAUCGAUGCGGAGGAGCAGCAGGGUGCGGGAGCGGAUGAGGGCAGCAUUCUGAAGCCCUGUGUCUAUAAGCUGCGAUAG
Molecule: messenger RNA, 1650 nt
Organism: Anthostomella pinea
Lineage: Eukaryota; Fungi; Ascomycota; Sordariomycetes; Xylariales; Xylariaceae
Source: the annotation of a GenBank genome assembly